Molecule: messenger RNA, 4136 nt
Organism: Ailuropoda melanoleuca (giant panda)
Lineage: Eukaryota; Metazoa; Chordata; Mammalia; Carnivora; Ursidae
Gene: IL4R
Product: interleukin 4 receptor
Exons: 10
Coding region: 643-3078 (811 amino acids)
Biological process (GO): cytokine-mediated signaling pathway; production of molecular mediator involved in inflammatory response
Cellular component (GO): membrane; external side of plasma membrane
Molecular function (GO): cytokine receptor activity; protein binding
Source: RefSeq, a predicted model, not a curated record
GGCUGCCAUGGAAAUGGAACUGUCCCCUUCCCCCCACUUGUUGAUCUAAAGCAGAACAGACUCAUGAGUCCUGUUUAACUCCAAGGGUUACAAUCGGUUACUAUAUAUUUAUUGCGUUGCUUCAGUUGUGCCCGUUUGAGCCAAUGGACACUGUUUAGCUGUGGCUGAGUCCCCACCGCUCCUGGGUGCGUCCUUACUUCUGACACAAGGAUUCCAGGCUUAUCGUGCACUUUGCCUGCUCCUGGGGUCAGCCACUUCUUCAAGGAGCCCUCGUUCCAUUCAGUGUGGAACGGUGCUCGAAGCCAAGACCUGGGUGCUGGCAUGACACAAUGAUCAGGUGUAAUGCACGAUCCUAGCCAGGGUCCUGGGCUUAUAAAGAGCAUUAUGGAGGCAAUUAGCAAGGUGGAACUAGGUAGGGUCUGUGAUCUGAUGGCAGUAAUGCCUCAGGGUUAAUGUCCUGAUUUUGAUGGUUGCCGUGGGAGCUCUGGAGGAGAAUGAAUGUCCUUGUUUUCUGAAAGAUGCACCAGAGUCUUAUGGGGAAAUUAUCCGUUAUGGACAACUGAAUGGAUAAAAUGAAUACGUGAGAGAGAGACAGAGAGACUGAGAAGGACCGCAAGAGGAAAGGUAUCUUAGGAUCUCCCAAUGGGGCAGCUUUGCUCUGGGCUCACAUUCCCUGUGAGUUGCCUGAUCCUGGUAUGUGUGGCAGGCUCCGGGAGUGUUAAGGUCCUGCAGGAGCCCAGCUGCUUCUCUGACUAUGUCAGCACGUCUGUCUGUCAGUGGGAGAUGGACGGUCCCACCAACUGCAGUGCCAAGCUCCGCCUGUCCUACCAGCUGGACUUUAUGGGGUCCGAGAACCGCACGUGUGUCCCCAAGAACCAAGAAGGUGCGGUGUGCGUGUGCAGUAUGCUGACGGAUGACGUGGUCAGCGCGGACAUCUAUCAGCUGGACCUGUGGGCUGGGAAACAGCGGCUGUGGGGAGGCUCCUUCCAGCCCAGCAAGCAUGUGAAGCCCAGGCCCCCCGGGAACCUCACGGUUCACCCCAACGUCUCCCACACGUGGCUGCUGAUGUGGACAAACCCGUACCCUACCGAGAAUCACCUGUACUCCGAGCUCACCUACAUGGUCAACAUUUCCAAUGAAAACGACCCCACGGACUUCAGAGUCUAUAACGUGACCUACAUGGGGCCCACUCUCCGUGUGGCGGCCAGCACCCUGAAGUCUGGAGCUUCCUACAGCGCACGAGUGAGGGCUUGGGCUCAGAGCUACAACAGCUCGUGGAGCGAGUGGAGCCCCAGCACCACGUGGCUUAACUAUUACGAGCCCUGGGAGCAGCACCUGCCGCUUGGCAUCAGCAUCUCCUGCCUUGUCAUCCUGGCCAUCUGCCUGUCCUGCUACGUCAGCAUCAUCAAAAUUAAGAAAGGAUGGUGGGACCAGAUUCCGAACCCAGCCCACAGCCCCCUAGUGGCCAUAGUCAUACAGGACCCACAGGUGUCACUGUGGGGGAAGCGGUCCCGAGGCCAGGAAUCCGCUAAGUGCCCACACUGGAAGAGCUGUCUUACGAAGCUCCUGCCCUGUUUACUGGAGCACGGCGUGGACAGGGACGAGGAGUCCUCUAAGACCGCCAGAAACGCGCCUUUCCAGCCUCCUGGAAAAGCAGCCUGGCGCCCUGUGGAGGUGAGCAAGACCGUCCUCUGGCCAGAGAGCAUCAGUGUGGUGCAGUGUGUGGAGCUCUUUGAGGCCCCGGUGGACAGUGAGGAGGACGAGGAGGUGGAAGAAGAUAAAAGAAGCUUCUGCCCAUCGCCCGAGGGCAGCGGGGGCAGCUUCCAGGAGGGCAGGGAGGACAUCGCGGCCCGGCUGACAGAAGGCCUCUUCCUGGACCUUCUCGGGGGGGAGAACGGGGGCUUUUGCCCACAGGCUCUGGAGGAGUCCUGCCUUCUUCCUGCUCCAGGAAGUGAGGGCUCUCAGGGGCGCUGGGCUGAGUUCCCAGGGGCGGGGCCGCAGGAGACCUCGCCCCAGGGCCGGGAGCAGCCUGUGCACCCCGAGUCCACCCCUCCGGCCUCUCCGACCCAGCGGCCAGCCAGCCCAGCUUUCCUGGAGAUGCCCCCCGUCAUCGCAGACAACCCCGCCUACCGCAGCUUUGGCAGCCUCCUGGGCCAGUCCCUAGCCCCCGGGGAGGCUGACUCGGAGCCAGAGCUGGCCGAACGCCCUGGGGAAGCGGACCCCGGCAUCCCCUCCGCCCCCCGGCCCUCGGAGCCACCGGAGAGCUGGGAGCAGAUGCUGCGUCAGAGUGUCCUCCAGCACCAGGCGGCCUCGGCCCCUGGCCCCGGCCCCGGCAGCGGCUACCGGGACUUCGCGGGCGCUCUGAGGCAGGGCAGCGCCCCCGACGAGGGGGUGGCGGGCUUCGGCCCUUCCGGGGAAGCGGGGUACAAAGCCUUCUCCAGCCUGCUUCCAGGGACAUCUGGGGGCGAGGCCAGCCAUAGGGAGGGAGGCUACAAACCCUUCCAGAGCCUCACUCCAGGCGGCCCUGGGGCCCCCAUCCCCAUCCCUGUCCCCCUGUUCACCUUUGGACUGGACGUGGAGCCACCACGGGGCCCUCAGGACUCGCUCCUCGCAGCCAGCGCCCCAGGGCACCUGGGUGUGGAGCCGGCGGGGAAGGGAGGGGACAGCCACAAGACCCUGCUGGCCCCGGAGCAGGCCACAGAUGCCCUCAGGGACGACCUGGCCAGCAGCAUCGUCUACUCGGCCCUCACCUGCCACCUGUGCGGCCACCUGAAGCAGUGGCACGGCCAGGAGGAGCGUGGCCAGGCCCACAUGGUGCCCAGCCCCUGCUGUGGCUGCUGCUGCGGGGACAGGUCCUUGCCCCUAGUGAGCCCCCUGAGGGCCCCAGACACCCUGCCAGGUGGGGCUCCACUGGAGGCCAGCCUCUCUCCAGCCUCCCUGGCACCCUUGGGAGCCUCAGAGGAGGGCAAGUCCUCCCUGUCCUUCCAGCCUGCCCCCAGCAAUGCGCAGAGCUCAAACCAGACCCCCAAAAAGGUGGCCAUGCUCUCCACAGAGCCCACGUGCACGAGCGCUUCUUAGGUGUGUCCUCGCCUCGCUGCCGUCUACGGGGGCGGGCCGGGCCCUAGCCAUGCCCACGACAGGCCUCCCCCUGGAAGGGGGCUGGGCUGGCAGAUUCACGGAAGACUUGGAAAAGCCCAGUAUGAAGUUGUGAAGGGGUCUGAUGCGGGGGUCCCGAGACCAGACCCCCACCCCAUCUCCCAGCCUUGGCCCGGGCUCAGCACGUCCCAUGGGAGUGGGUGGCGCAGGGCAGAGGCAGCUUCAGAGAUCGGGAAUUCCUUGGGCACCUCGGCUUGCGCACCAGCUAUUGGCCACAUCAUCAGUCCCCAGCUUGUCCAGGGUGCUGUCCCUGCCAUGCCCCCCCAGGCCUGCUCUGUCCACCUCAUCGCCCUGGUACUCUUGUCUUGCCCAGUUCUGGGAUUAGCUGCUGCUGUCCCAUGGAUUGGACGCCAAGCCCAGAAACUAACCAAGCCAGCGCGGGAAGGACUUGGUAGGCCUUGGGAAAUGGAUGGGACAUUGAAGUCUGGGAAGGGUAGUCAUUUGCCCAGAUGCCCAUUCAUUCAACAGACCUUCCUAGGGUUGACACUGGAGGGGGGGAUCUGCGCUGGGGGGCCGGGGGGAGCGGUGCUUUGUCAAGUGUGGACAACAGACACAAAAGGACACGGAAGAUUGUGAUCGCCAAGCCACGACAAGUCGCCGUUAGGUUCCCACACAACUGUAAGACUGGGGGCUCCUAUGAAGCACGGGAUCCCCAGAAUAAACACAGCCACCUUGGGGCCGCUCUGUGCCCCCACAGAUGCUUGCUGGCAGCCAUGGAGUGGCCAGACAAAAGGCGUGGCUCCCCUCCGGUGACCCGGCGGAGCUGGGCAUUCCAGACCACACCAGGCACACUACGCCUGCACAUUGACCUUCCCCUCGGGUUAAGUAAUGCUUGUUUGCGUCUCAAAGAUUAUUUUAUCACCCGGUAUUUGUCUAGGCUGGGGAGGGUGGAAUAGGAGGGUGUGGAGUUUUGUAUAAAUAAAGGCUCUUUAUCUCCUUCCCCGCCCCCCAUUCAUUAAACAAACAUACAGUAUGCCAGA